Messenger RNA from Fonsecaea monophora, 912 nucleotides. RefSeq lists its product as hypothetical. NCBI's taxonomy places the organism in Eukaryota, Fungi, Ascomycota, Eurotiomycetes, Chaetothyriales, Herpotrichiellaceae. The transcript has 3 exons. Bases 1 to 912 code for a protein of 303 amino acids. The record is from RefSeq and is a predicted model, not a curated record.
AUGGCUGGCAUGCGAGGCUAUGAUAAGCUCGCGCAUCUGAUGAGCCACUAUCCAGAAUACGGCAUCGUCCGCCGAUUCCGCGAGCUGAACUACAGAAAUAUCCUCUAUCUCCAAGCCGAGUUAGUGCAGCUUGAGGCAGAGCUGCAAAGCGCAACGACGGCAGACGCCCAAUCCCGGGAUCCUCUCCGUCAACAUUAUGGCAACCACUUUCCCCUUCUGAGCGCCUCUCUGGGAGCCGGCCACGACGUGCAAUGGACCACAAUGCUCGAAAUCCGGAGUAAGCUGGAAAAGUACAGUGAGCCUAACGUCACCCUGCCUCUUCAUGCUCCAAAGAGCAUCCACUUCCCAGGAGUGGACCAAAAGGCACUCGGCGAACUGGGUAGACCAGCAAAGCACAACCUCACCUUCCUCCGAAGCUGGUUUGAGCGGCGACACAUGGGCAACCGCCCGAUCAUCAGCAGCGACAGACAUGUCUGGGACGUGGAGAAAGAGCAUGACCUCGUCGUUCUCGAGCCCGCAGGAUUCGCAGACGCUCUGAGCGACUGGAUCUCAGGCCACUGUGUGCCCCUUUACCAUCGAACCAUCGGUAAACACCACAAAGCCACCGUCGACUGGGACCCCGCAUCGGAGAUGUCGUGGUAUUCCUCGUCUGGAAUCCAAGCGGCCGUCGAUGUCGUCGCGACCAUUAUCUCCUGCCUUUUCCCCGUUGGAGCCACCGUCGUUUUGUACUUUGUGCAGAGCAUGGGCGCGCGUUUGGGAGCCUUGGCCGCCUUCACCGCCGUUUUCGCCUUCUGCCUGGCACUCUUGACGAACGCAAAGCGCGUGGAGAUCUUUGCGGCCACGACAGCUUUUGCAGCCGUUCAAGUCGUGUUCAUCGGGACAAAUUCUGCGAACCCAGGAGGUUAUGGUUGA